Messenger RNA from Mya arenaria, 2574 nucleotides. RefSeq names its product translocator protein-like. Gene Ontology annotation, cellular component: mitochondrial outer membrane. The record is from RefSeq and is a predicted model, not a curated record. The coding region runs from base 107 to 625 and encodes 172 amino acids. The transcript has 4 exons. NCBI's taxonomy places the organism in Eukaryota, Metazoa, Mollusca, Bivalvia, Myida, Myidae.
CCGGUAUAAAAACUGUUGUCUGUUACUAACUCGAUAAAGGUGAUUGACUGGUUUGGUUAAAGGUCAUUUGAUAGUGAUUACCACAUUUAAGUCGACAGUACGGUUAAUGAAUAAGAUGGCAAACUAUUUGAAACCUGUUGCAGCUGUGUUGAUUCCUAACAUCGGAGGUUUUCUUGGUGGGAUUGUCACGCGGAAAGAAGUGAGGCCUUCAAAGCCAGGGGAGGUGUCCUGGUAUAUGGCCUUAAAGAAGCCAUCAUUCCAGCCCCCUAGUUGGCUGUUUGCUCCAGUGUGGACAGGGCUGUACUGCUCUAUGGGUUACGCAUCCUACAUGAUCUACAGGGACGGUGGCGGUUUCAGUGGAGAUGCCGCCCUGCCCCUCGCCCUUUACGGCACACAGCUGGCUCUCAACUGGGCAUGGUCUCCCCUCUUCUUUGGGCAGAAAAAACUGGGACUGGCGCUUUGUGAGAACAUGCUGUUGUGGGGGUCGAUAUUGGCCACCAUUGUUGCCUUCCACCAGGUGAACGCCGACGCUGCCCACAUACUGCUGCCCUAUCUCGGCUGGGUGUCAUUCGCAAACUUCCUUAACUUCAAAAUCUGGAGGCUUAACAAGGACAGAAAAGACUAGACUCGCAUUGCUUAUCCGGGCCAAAAAUUGUAUCAUGUCCAUUUAACCACACCAAGCAAAAAAUGGACAUUGUCGUAGGUUUUUGGCAUCACAUCCAAUGUUUUACACAAAGAAAAAAACAUUAAUAACCUUAAUGUUAUCAACACAAAAGCGUCGCCAAUCUUUUGUUUUUGUUUUUACAAGCAACUGUGAUAUUUAUUGCUUACAUUGUGUAUGCAGAAAGAUCUAUUUUUGCUUGUUAUGGUUAAAAAGUAGACAAUGGCAGUUUGUGUAUACUGUGUAUAUUGUAGCAUGUGAUAUAUUUAUUCCAAUACAUGCCUUUAUUACAGUUUUGAUAGCAUUCUUUUAUACUGGUUUACGGUUUUGUUAUGAAAUAUUACAUGUAUUGUUAUAUGAUGUUAAGAUACUCCUAUAUGGGCUUAGCUUCCUACCCAGGCCAAACAAAUAAUGAGUUUAGGGCAAUGGUUUCGAGAAUGCUAGGUAGGGUAGGGACAUUUUUUUUUUAAUCUAGUCAACAUCUAAGCAUAAUUUAGUCUUGAAAGUUGAAUGCUUACCUGAUGACAUUUAUAACGAUAUAUAUUGUGUAUUUACUAAUUAAUACUUUAUGUUUUAACUGUAAUCAACACAAAUGGAUUUCACUGUCAACAAUAAAUAUUUUUAUAAUAAUGGGAGAAUCUGACUUUUUUUUUGUUUUAAUAUAAAAAAAUAUCUCAUGGGUCAAGGCGUUUUGCCAGGUAGGGCUGGGUUGCCCUAAAUACAGGCCCCAAUUUCUCGAAACAUCUUACAUCUCUUUUAACAGGAUCAAGCUCAGCACGCUAUUUCGAUUUGGUGUAAGAUGUGCAAUUUUCUCUUUUUUAAGAGUUUUGAGGCUUUUUAAGGAAAUAAUAUUUAAGACAUAUAUAUAUGAUAAACUACUAGCUGUUUCAUUAAAUCAUAUUUUUGUAUUAAAGUAAUAUUGCUAAAUGAAAUAAGAUACUCAAGUGAGUUUCGUUUCAGAAUUUUGGAGGAAUGGGGGCUAGGUAUAUUAUUUUUUUAGGCCUUACUAACAUCUAUGAACUGGAACUCUGUCAGAAUAAGACACGGCCCCAAUAUCCUAAAUAAUGUUAAGUCCCUUACAACAGGAUCAAGCUAAGCCCACUAUUUUUAUUAAUGUGUAAAUUGUUGAAUUUUCUCCUUUUUGAGAGUUUUGCGACUAUGGAAAAUAUUUUAAAAGAUUAUCAUGAUAAACUAUGUUUGGUUUAUAAAAUGAAGUUUGAACAAUUCAUAAGCAGGUAGUCACUCCUGACAGAAGAAGUGUUCAACCAAUGAACAAAAAUUGCACAACCACAUUACUUGGUUGAGAAAUUUGAUGUUCAACAUGACUUGUUUGUUUUUCUAUGUUGUUGUUAAAACCAAACUUGGAUAAUUAUUAUGCUGUUUAGUGAUCGUGCAAUAAAUGUCUUGGUGCAGUGAACAUAUUUAUUUAGUGAUGUCUGAUUACCAGUAUAUAUAUAUGUUUUUUAGCGUUAAAUUUUGUACAUUUUGAAUUAUAUGCUGCAGAUCAUUAAAAUUAAACAUAUUGGAGGACAGUUAUACCCAUGGAAUGUACUUUCUGACAGCAGUGCUUUUUUCUGACCCAUUUGAGAAUGAAAUUUGGUCCAAUUGCUAAUGUUAAAACAUUUUUGUUAAAACAUUUUUUUCCCAAAUACCAAACACCUUGUGAUAGAAAUUAAUUGGUAUUCAUUUUUGUAGAACAAAUGAUUUUUAGUAUCUGCUUUAUUUUAAAAAAAGAUUACACAUUAUUUAAAUGAAAACUGGCCAUGUUUUCAUUGUCCAUUAAGAUUUGACCAAGGAGGAGUUCUGUUUUAAAGUUUAUUCCUUCAAGUAAACAGGGUUAUACAAAAAUGCUUGUUAGUUUUUUGUAUUCAAGAACAUGUAUAUCAUUCUUGUCAAUAAAUAUACAAAACAAG